Emys orbicularis (European pond turtle) is the source of this 771-nucleotide messenger RNA. RefSeq names its product E74 like ETS transcription factor 5 (gene ELF5). The transcript is spliced from 6 exons. The record is from RefSeq and is a predicted model, not a curated record. Gene Ontology annotation, molecular function: DNA-binding transcription factor activity, RNA polymerase II-specific; sequence-specific DNA binding. Gene Ontology annotation, cellular component: nucleus. NCBI's taxonomy places the organism in Eukaryota, Metazoa, Chordata, Testudines, Emydidae. Bases 1 to 771 code for a protein of 256 amino acids. Gene Ontology annotation, biological process: regulation of transcription by RNA polymerase II; cell differentiation.
AUGUUGGACUCAGUCACUCACAGCACCUUUCUGCCAAACACAAUGAUCUGCGAGCCCCUGAUGUCUUGGACAGAAUUGUUUGGGACAACUGAGGACUAUUAUCCCACCUUUGAUCAUCAGACAGUUGGCGAUUCUUGCUGGACAUCUAUUCACCCGGAAUACUGGAGUAAACACAAUGUCUGUGAGUGGCUGCAGUUUUGCUGUGACCAAUACAAGCUAGACGCCAACUGCAUCUCCUUUUCCCACUUUAAUAUUAAUGGCUUGCAGCUAUGCAGCAUGACCCAGGAGGAGUUCACAGAUGCUGCCGGCGUUUGUGGCGAAUACCUUUAUUUCAUCUUACAGAACAUCAAGAUACAUGGCAUUUCCUUUUUUACUGACACCGAAGAAACCAAGCCAACUAUCAAAGAUUACAAUGAUAAGGCAUGCCUGAGAACAGGGGGCUCAAAGAGUCAAGAAUGUCACAGCCACGGGAGAACAAGCCUGCAGAGUUCUCACUUGUGGGAAUUUGUAAGAGACCUCCUCCUGUCUCCAGAAGAAAACUGUGGCAUUCUCGAUUGGGAGGAUAGAGAACAAGGCAUCUUUCGGGUUGUUAAGUCAGAAGCCCUGGCAAAGAUGUGGGGACAAAGAAAGCGAAAUGACAGAAUGACAUAUGAAAAGCUGAGCAGAGCUCUCCGGUAUUAUUAUAAAACUGGAAUUUUGGAACGCAUAGACAGAAGGCUAGUGUACAAGUUUGGAAAGAACGCCCAUGGGUGGCAGGAGAACAAGCUAUGA